Molecule: messenger RNA, 354 nt
Organism: Rangifer tarandus platyrhynchus (Svalbard reindeer)
Lineage: Eukaryota; Metazoa; Chordata; Mammalia; Artiodactyla; Cervidae
Source: the annotation of a GenBank genome assembly
AUGGAGUCCCCGGGGCCCUCAGGCCUACUCCGGCCCCGCUGCAGGGGAAGGAGCAACCCCAGGUCGCCUGGGACCGUCACGGUUUUCCAGACGCGAAGCCUGCUUUGUAGAUGGGUUCUGGUCCGUUUACAUGCCUCCCAGCUCAAACUGAUUCAGAGAGAACUGCACGGCCUACAGGGCACUCUGAGGUUCACACAGCGACAAGGCCUCCUAUCCGCCUACCCCACUUUCUCCUUUAUCCGCGGCGGCGAUGGACGCAGCCUUCCGGACGCGCGGGCACCUAGGACUUGGGUCCACUUAGACAAGCCGGGAAGCCGGGCCUCACACACCCCCAUGAUGUCAGAUGGAACGUGA